AUGACUCACAUUUCUGGAGUUCUUUCUGCGUGGUUGGCAUUGUUCUCGGUACUGGAAGAAGGCAGAAGUAAAAGCUCUGGAGGCUGGAGAUCAAGACGUUCCAAGAAGCGUCUGGCAGUGGCUUCUGAUCGGUGUGGCCUUCUUAAAGCUCAAAGCCGAACUAAAGCUCCUCGGCUGGGAACCCCUCCUGUAUGUGUGGAUGGCUUCUGCGCUGGACUCAGCGGUCCCACCGUGGUGUCUCUGUACCACUGCCCUCGGGCCGUCUGGCCUCAUGUCCAGAAGCAGCAGCCCCGACGUGUUGCCAUUGGUUACAUCAGCAAACCGUGGAAGCUUCUCCAGCCGGCGACUCUCAACUUACACUCCUUGGAUUUGGACUGGCAUCAAAUGCCAGCGUCCUCUCAAAAUGUAAGCAGCUGGAAGACGGGCUUUCUGGGAGCCUGA
Messenger RNA from Rangifer tarandus platyrhynchus (Svalbard reindeer), 441 nucleotides. The record is from the annotation of a GenBank genome assembly. Lineage: Eukaryota; Metazoa; Chordata; Mammalia; Artiodactyla; Cervidae.